Notothenia coriiceps (black rockcod) is the source of this 355-nucleotide messenger RNA. RefSeq names its product NADH dehydrogenase [ubiquinone] 1 alpha subcomplex subunit 10, mitochondrial-like. The coding region runs from base 80 to 355 and encodes 91 amino acids. Lineage: Eukaryota; Metazoa; Chordata; Actinopteri; Perciformes; Nototheniidae. The record is from RefSeq and is a predicted model, not a curated record. The transcript is spliced from 2 exons.
CCUCUUACGUGUUAUUCAGUCGCCCGGUAGCUGUGUUUCGGGUCAGGUCGGAGGGUCUUUGGAGGACAGUUUAUUCAUCAUGGCCCUGAGGGUGAUCCGACAGAUCGUCCCAUCGGGAGCAGCUGCUCUUAGAGCUGCACACAUCUCCCAGAAGGCUGGUGUUCACACGAGCUCAGCGAGGAGCCUACAGUACGGCUGGCUGACUUACUUUAUGGGCGAGAGGACGAUGCCACGGUUAACGUCGACCAGCAAAAUCAUCACCUUGGAUGGAAACCUGGCCUCAGGGAAAGGAGCUCUGGCCUCCAAGCUGGCUGACAAACUGGGUAUUUACCUCACUGUUAGGAUCAACUUUUAG